Molecule: messenger RNA, 816 nt
Organism: Exophiala aquamarina CBS 119918
Lineage: Eukaryota; Fungi; Ascomycota; Eurotiomycetes; Chaetothyriales; Herpotrichiellaceae
Exons: 1
Coding region: 1-816 (271 amino acids)
Molecular function (GO): oxidoreductase activity
Source: RefSeq, a predicted model, not a curated record
AUGACCGAUGACACGGCUCCGCCUCUGCAGCAACCAGGUGCGAAUAUACCACCUAUCAAAAUAUAUCCAGAUAAAUUUGCGGACCAUGUGGUGCUGGUUACUGGUGCAGCACAAGGUAUUGGUCGGGCGACCGCUUCACUAUUUGCCAACCAGGGUGCCCUGGUGGUACUCAUCGAUAUCGAGGCUGAGAAACUUGCGGCUUUAUCCGCAGAGCUGACUGCCAAAGGUGGCAGCGUCACCGAAAAGGUCUGUGAUUUGACACAGGAAGUCUCAGUUGACACCAUGAUCAAAGAAGUGGUUGCAGUGCAUGGCAAAAUCGACGUGCUCGUACAUCUUGCCGGGAUAUAUCCUUUCAUCCCUAUUUUGGACAUCAAGACAGCAGAAUACUCUCGCAUCAUGAGCGUAAACAUGGACAGCUGCUUUUACCUGACACGGGCGGUCCUGCCGUUCAUGCAAAAGGCAGGCUAUGGCCGAAUCAUCAACACCUCGACAGCCGGCAUUGUCGCGCCAUCACGGGGUAUGUCGGCGUAUAUUGCAGCCAAGGGUGCUGUCGCUAUGUUUACACGAGCAAUUGCCACCGAGACAGGACCCGGAGUCACAGUGAAUGCAGUGUCCCCAGCAAUGAUCUUUACUGAAACAACCUGGUCAAAUCCUGGCGCCCGGGGCGUUGCAGAUGCCAUUCUCGCACGUCAGCAGAUAAAAAGAGUUGGUCUGCCCUCAGACGUCGCACACAUGAUCUGUUUUAUUGCCAGCCCUGAGAGCGAGUGGAUCACAGGCCAUCAGUUUGACAUCUCAGGUGGGGCGGUUUUUACAUGA